Messenger RNA from Drechmeria coniospora, 1920 nucleotides. Its product is annotated as PHD and RING finger domain protein. The coding region runs from base 1 to 1920 and encodes 639 amino acids. The record is from RefSeq and is a predicted model, not a curated record. The transcript is spliced from 2 exons. Lineage: Eukaryota; Fungi; Ascomycota; Sordariomycetes; Hypocreales; Ophiocordycipitaceae.
AUGUCUGAGCCCGAGCAGUGCAUCAUAUGUCUUGAUCUGCUGCCGCACCCCUCGUCUGCGAACGGGACUGCCUCCGCCUCCACGACCACCGAUGUCGCCGAUGCUGUCGGCGAGGUGGCAAACCACCUGGACAUUGUGGCCGCCCUCGAUGGCUGCGAACACCUAAUCCACGACUCCUGCAUUCGUGCAUGGGCCCAAAAGACGAAUACCUGCCCCAUUUGUCGCAACCCCUUUCACACCGUCAAGGUCUACAAUGGAUCCGAUGGUACCCCAAUUUCCACGUACGACGUUCAGGAUAAGAAGCAGGUGGCCGAGUUUGAUGCUCAGCAGUGGAUGGCUCAAAACCCGGAGCCUGAGGAAGACGAAGGCAGCAACCCAUGCCCCAUAUGCAGCUCGGCCGAACGGGAGGACGUCCUGCUCCUCUGUGACAGCUGCGAUGCCGCCUACCAUACCCACUGCAUCGGGCUCGAUUACAUCCCCGAAGGCGACUGGUACUGCAUGGAAUGUGCCCAUCUCUUUAACCUCACGGAGGAGCCUGAGGCAUCGGAAGUUGCCGCGCCAUCGCCUACGCCCCAAAACGUCCGAAGACCCAACCCACGAGAUGUUCGAGGAUAUCAUGUCCGGACCCGUGCACGGCUCAGGAGGGCCCGCCGCCAGGCACGAAAUGCCGAGUGGCAAGGUGCAUGGGGACAGUUCGCCGGCCGCUUCUUCGAGAUGAGCGACCUGGAUCUCGACAACUACGACGAUGACGAAGACCUCGAGCAGUUUCGCCGCUUCCAGCAGAACGACCAACGAGAGCUGCAACGAUGGCAACAGCGUGUCAACAUUGCCCAGCGACUAGGUGCCCAAGAAGAAUUCGCACCCAGUAUUCCACCGCAAAUAAGCGAGCGCCUACACUCGGCCCCCCAGCCUGUAGAGGAGACGAGAGACGAACUGCGGGCGUGGGGUGCCUUCAACCGGGCUCGUGAAGCCGACACAAACCUCAAUAACCACAACAAUAACAACAACAACGGCGGCAGCAGCAGCAGCAGCAACAACAACAACAACAACAACAACAGCGCAUCUCGCAAGCGAAAAACUCGGUCCGUCACGGCAUCGCCGUCUGAGCCAGUACCCGAACCGGAGAGGAAGCUGAAGCGGCCUCGAACUCGACGGCUUCCCAAUCAGUCGGAGGCCUCGGCCGCUGCUCCGGCUGCGCCUGCCGCAGAUUCAUCAAGUUCACGGCCGACGACCAACGGCGUGCCCACGAGAGCGACCCUCAACCGACUGGAGACGGACCCUCCGCUGGUGUCUUCGCUGCUCAAAGAGCUGGAGCCAAAUGGAAUAUCCGAGGACGAGGCUUGGGCCACUAGUCCAACCUGGCGGUUGCUUCCCGAGGCUUCCUCUCCCGUUCUCUCACCGUCCGCUUCAAACCACAGCAGUCCACGAGCGCUCUCCCUCACCCCUCCGCCUCUCCCCCGAACGAAUGGACGGGAGGCAUCCCCGACCCUGUCGCUCAGCACACAUAUCGAGCCCGUAUAUCCACCAGCCAACUACUCGCCAAGUCGGUCAACAAACGAUCACGGUGAUUCCGAACCACGACCAAGCAAAUCAGAGAUUCGACCACUGGAACUGCGCCAACCGCGCCCACGUCGACCGCAGCAAGUUCUGCAACGAAAAGAAGACUCCUCGCCCACGAGAUUAGCCAUGACACACGAGGAAAAGAAGAGCAUUAAUGAGAUCGUCAAGAGCGCUCUGAGGCCGUACUGGCGGGCACAGAAGCUGACGACGGAGCAAUACGAGUCGAUCAAUCGGGAGAUAUCGCGGAAGCUUUACGACGAAGUCAAGGAUGCUUCCUUGCUCAACGAAGCUUCUCGGCUAGCAUGGGAAAAACGAGCGACGCAGGAGGUGACGCGAGCGGUCGACGAGCUUCAGGCGUGA